AUUGUUGUUGGGAAAACAUGGCGACCUCCACACAGGCUUCGGCUUGGGACGGUCCAAAAGUCUAUAAACAUCAUGAACAGCGACCUGUUUGCCACACAAGACCAAAGUAUAGAGAUGGAAGAAGACCUAAAGCUGUCAAGGUAUACACUAUCAAUCUUGAAUCCCGGUACUUACUGGUGCAAGGGGUCCCAGCGAUAGGUGUCAUGCAAGAGUUGGUGCAGCUCCUCGCGCUGUAUGGAGCUAUUGAAGAAUACCGUGUGCUUGAUGAAUAUCCAGCAGAGGAGUUCACUGAAGUAUACCUCUUCAAGUUUCAAAAGUUGACAAGCGCAAGGGCUGCGAAACGAAAAGAAGACGAGAAGAGCUUUUUUGGAGGACUUUUGCACGUUUGCUAUGCCCCUGAAUAUGAGACGGUGGAGGACACCAGGCAGAAAUUGCAAGACAGAAGGAGAUACGUGAACAGAGUGGCCCUCAGCAAACAAAAGGAAUCUGAUCUGAAGACAGAAGGAAGUGAACCACUUGCUUCUACACCAGGGAGGGCUGAUUCAUCAGGCAGGUGUGAAGAAGAGAGGAGGCCUCAGAAUGUUACGAAAGAUAGUCACCAUGCGAGCACCGCGAACAGUUACCAGGGAUUCCCUCUGCUUCCACUUCCUCUUCCUCCUCCUCUAGAGAAACCCUUUUGCCAACCGCCAUACUCUGGUCACCUGCUACAGGGAAGGCCACUUCUUCCCACUGAGGACAAAAUGGGUUCUUUGCACCACUACAUUGACACCAGCAAAGACCCCAAGCCCCACACCGCCACCACCACCAGCGCCGCCACCACCACCACGAUUCAACAAAGCAGACCACCAACAACCAACAGCAGGCCCACCAAGGGCCCAUCUUCACAUGAACGUUUUUUACCAAGAACUGCUCACUUAGACCAACGGAAGCGUAAAGCGGAGGAGACGGUCAGCCGGUCACUGAUGGGUAGCAGUGAUGAGCCUGAACUGUUCAUUGGACCCAAGUUACCGGAAAUUCCAAAGACGGACUUGGAGGAUGCGUCUUUAAACAUUACAGCCAACAUAAUAAGGAACACGAUGUCAAAGAUUGCCUCUGUUCCAGAAUUGCAGCCUCCAGAGAAGAAAGUGGUCACUGCUAAGCCCAGGCGAAGAAUCUGACCUCAUCAUUCCUCUCCACAUUUUUAGCUGGAAUCCAGCAAAUCUUAAUGAUAUUUAUAAAUAAAGCAAAAAAAAAGGUUAAAAAUAAUUGUAUUUAUUUGCA
Engraulis encrasicolus (European anchovy) is the source of this 1260-nucleotide messenger RNA. RefSeq names its product RNA-binding protein 48-like. The coding region runs from base 18 to 1157 and encodes 379 amino acids. Gene Ontology annotation, cellular component: nucleoplasm. The record is from RefSeq and is a predicted model, not a curated record. NCBI's taxonomy places the organism in Eukaryota, Metazoa, Chordata, Actinopteri, Clupeiformes, Engraulidae. The transcript has 5 exons.